Echinostoma caproni is the source of this 234-nucleotide messenger RNA. Lineage: Eukaryota; Metazoa; Platyhelminthes; Trematoda; Plagiorchiida; Echinostomatidae. The record is from the annotation of a GenBank genome assembly.
AUGGGCCCCACCAAUCAGAUCGUAAAGUGCAUUGUGGUACCCAGUGGUCAGCGUCGAUUCCAGCACCCGCGGAAUUGGGAGUAUCAGAUUGGAUAUGGUGGAUCACUUGUUGUCGACUUAUGCAGCCGUAAAAAUGCCAACGAUUCUCGACAAUCUCUGGAAUCCGAUGGGACACCUUGGUUCUCAGUGAAUCUCGCUGCAAUGAGCGUUUUGUAUGUUCUGCUCUAUGGAUAA